Molecule: messenger RNA, 1271 nt
Organism: Lucilia sericata (common green bottle fly)
Lineage: Eukaryota; Metazoa; Arthropoda; Insecta; Diptera; Calliphoridae
Exons: 2
Coding region: 268-1170 (300 amino acids)
Source: RefSeq, a predicted model, not a curated record
CAUAUAUAACACACACUGUACAUAUUUUUAAAAAUAUUAAAAAACAUUAAUACGCAAAAAUAAACAAGAAAUAAAACACACACAAAACAUAUACACACGCUUAAACAUACAUACCAGACCCAGCUUACAUAUUACAACAGCAACACUACACACAAGAUCAACACACAUCAUAGCGGGAAGAAGGUGUAAAGAAGAAUCGACAACACAAGAGAUUUUUUUGGUUUAUCUCUUGUGAAGGUUUGUACCCUACCCCCAGCAAACAAGAAUAUGGCACCCAAUAACAACAACAAUCGUAAAGGACGUUCCAACCGUUCCAGCCGCAAUGGAUCUCGGCCCAAACCCAACCGCAAAAACGAUAAACGUCAACCAAAACGCCAUUUUGGUUGCGGUAUUUGUCAAGCCGAUCACAGCUUAACAAACUGUCGAAAGUUCCAAAAGAUGAACUUGGCGGAGAAAUACAAAACCGCAGUUAAAUUGCACUACUGCGUCAAUUGUUUGGCGAGGAACCAUCUCAUUGGCGGUUGCACGAGUAAGGCUCGUUGCCAACAAUGUGGUGGUAAACACCACUCCACCCUACAUGGUCCAAAUAGGAUUUUAAAGAAUUUGACCCAGGACCAAUCCCCUCCACCAACUCCGGCACCAAGAACUCCACCCACACCAGCUCCAAGACGAUCAUUAGACAUCGUGAAAGUUACAACACCGGUAACAACGUCGAUGAUGAAAACGUUUGUUCCUACAGCAGUUGUGCAGGUAGGAAGUCGGCGGGCAAGGGCAAUACUAAAUCCUAGCUUGACUAAGUCUAGAAUAGCAGCCGUCUUUGUUAGUGAAAGUUCCCUAGCUCCCUUCAAAAUCGACAAAGAGGUGUUUGUGAAGGUGUUAAUUGCACCAAAUUAUUCCUCAAGCCUCCGAUACGAGGUUUGCAUGGAGGUGGUUAAGGAUCUGCCAAAAACCCCAUAUCCAAGCCCCAUGGACGAAACAAUUAAAAGUAAAUUGUGUCGCAUAUCGCUGGCUGACCCGGAGUUUUACUCCAACAACCCAGUCUCCAUGGAAAUUGGUGGAGACCUUUACACAAGCAUCCUACAACCGAAUGUGAUUCACAUUGACGGGGGAUCACUUAUAGCCCAGGAUUCCACCCUUGGCUGGCUGGUCAUGGGAUCAUCUACCCAAUAAACCCGCACACAAUGAAGUAUUUUACAUGCAUAAUUUACCCUAUUACCCUACACCAUUUUUAUUGAAUAAAUAAAAAUAAUUGUCCUUUUCUCUUCACAGGU